This is a messenger RNA of Rhagoletis zephyria (snowberry fruit fly), 927 nucleotides long. RefSeq lists its product as uncharacterized. The record is from RefSeq and is a predicted model, not a curated record. NCBI's taxonomy places the organism in Eukaryota, Metazoa, Arthropoda, Insecta, Diptera, Tephritidae. Gene Ontology annotation, cellular component: cytoplasm. Gene Ontology annotation, biological process: protein folding.
AUGGAGCAACAGCAGCAGCAACAGGCAAAUUUUGUAGCCGAGCAAGUGGAGGGCGGCGUUUUGCGCGUACGUAUAAAGCGCCUAACAGAGCACGAAAUUCGACGCUACAGUAGAAGUGACAGCAGCGGUGGAGACCGGUCGAGUAAUUCGAGCGACAACAACAGCACCGGAGGCGAGCAUGACGACGCUGGCCGGCCAAGUAGCCCCAGCGAGGGCGGUAGCAACAGUGGCAGGCAACAGCAAGAAAUCGGCGUCGAGGACAUCGAAAGCCUCGAAAGUACGCAGCCGUUCGUACUGCCCCAAAAUAGUGAAGAUGCAGAGAUGGCUGCCUAUUGGGGUGCAGAGUACUUGGCAAACAAUACGCCACAUUUGACGAGCGAAGAGGAGGAGAUGGAGCACGAAUUAUCGCACGUGCGAACCACGACUGAGGAAAACAUUUGCGAAGAGGACAUAUCCAAACCUAUCAAUGACAUAGAUGACGAUUCUGAAAAAAUGGAAAUUGGCAAGCUUAAGCCAAACACUGGAAACGGUUGCACGCUGGAUAAGACUGAGGAAAAAAUUUGCGAAGAGGACAUAUCCAAACCUAUCAAUGACAUAGAUGACGAUUCUGAAAAAAUGGAAAUUGGCAAGCUUAAGCCAAACACUGGAAACGGUUGCACGCUGGAUAAGUAUUCGUGGACGCAAACUUUACAGGAAGUUGAGGUUAAGAUCCCUCUAAGAGUUUCAUCUAAUUUGAGAGCUAAAGAUAUUUCCGUUACUAUAGGAAAAAUGUCACUCUUCGUGGGCUUAAAAAACGAGGAACCUAUAAUAAACGGAGUGCUCAGCGCUGAAAUCAAACAAGAAGAUUCAGUCUGGGUUUUACAAGACAACAAAACUUUGCUCAUUACGCUUGAAAAGGUAAGUCACAACUAAUCUAAGCUCGUGAAA